Molecule: messenger RNA, 1284 nt
Organism: Protopolystoma xenopodis
Lineage: Eukaryota; Metazoa; Platyhelminthes; Monogenea; Polystomatidea; Polystomatidae
Source: the annotation of a GenBank genome assembly
AUGCCACUUGGUGAGGGAUGGCCCGUGAUAGGGUCUUCGGUCUCUGGCGCACCAUCUGGGCAGUCUGACACCUCAUGGGUGGAGUUCUCUUGCGGCCCUAACGCCUGGGCGGCCAGUGAAGGACGAUUUGUCCCCGAGAUGAAUGGGCCUGCCGGGGUUGUAUCUGGAGGCGCCUCAUUCUCAGCCUCACCAGCGGCAUCAUCGCAAAAUGGGGCUGGGAGUUUCAGUGAUCCGGCUGUCAUCAGUUCCGUCCGUGCCUGGCCCGUUGGUCAGUGGCGCCACGUGGCCAUCGUGCUUAGUCGAAGUGGCAUACUCAAAACGAGCUUGUGUCGACUUUAUCUCGACGGGAAAUUGGUCAAUUCACAACGCGACAUGGGUCAUAUAGUUCAUUUAGAAAGAAGCAGCCCAAUAUGGGACGCUACUUUAAAUAUCUUGAAUAGUCGCCUUUACAAAAACUUCUCUACUUUUGGCAUGACUCUGCAUUUCGCAGGGAAAGUUGGUUGGAAGGAAUUCGUAUUGUGGUCUCACCGGAAACCGAAGGAGGAUUGUCGUGUAGGGAAGGCUGUUGAAUUUGAAAGUGACCAGCUGUCGAUUGGCUUUACUGGAAGAUUUAUGCUGACGCUGUUUCCGAGGACCUCCAGCUCUGAUGAUGUCCAUCAUUUGAUGGACGAAAGCUCAGGACGUUUUCACCCGAAACGAGAGAGGAAGUCUCGUGGACUGCGUCAAUAUGAAUAUCGUAUAAAAGCCAAACGGCUGCAGUACGAGUUUCAUCCGUCCUCAUCUGGUGAGAUCGACCAACGAAUCUCUUCUUCAUGCGCUUUCAUUCGAAAUAAAGGUCCCCUUAACAAUCUUAAUUAUAUCGGCACAUCAGCAUCAUCUACAAGUCUAUCAGGGUCUGGGGGAUACGGUGGCUUCCUGACGUCGAUCUCUGCGUUUGUUGGCACUCCGGCUUGCCUCCGGCGACCUGGUAGUUGUCUCCGCUGGCAUCAAGGUCCCUUCCAUUUAAUCGAAGAGAGCCUGGGCCCUGCUCAAGUAGCUGUGAUUCACGCACUCGGGCCUUCCUACGUAGGUAGUUUUCAGGCGGUCCCAAUCACACCAUGCUGUGAUGAAGCACUUCUGCCGUUGGUAUCCGAGGAGCGGCUGAUGUUCGGCAUUUAUGCCUCUGCAUUGUCCACAAUGACUGUAUCGCGUAUACGUAAAGUCUACAAUCAGACUGAUGCCAAAGCUAUUGCUCGUCAGGUAUUAAAUUUUUGUCAUGAAAUUAACCUGCAUCUAUUAGAUUAA